Molecule: messenger RNA, 2067 nt
Organism: Funneliformis mosseae
Lineage: Eukaryota; Fungi; Glomeromycota; Glomeromycetes; Glomerales; Glomeraceae
Source: the annotation of a GenBank genome assembly
AUGACUCAUACAAACAAUGGAUUUUCUGAAAAUGGUACUCAGGGUAAUAAGUUUGGUAGAGGAAUUCCAUUCCGUGAAGGUGCUCCAAUGCAACUAUUAAGAUUUGAAGCCAAUCAUGGAAAGUUCGGUAAAAUUGUGCUAAAUAAAGAAGCACUAGAUGUUCUUAAACAGAUUCGUGAACCACUUGCUAUUAUCUCAGUAGUUGGUUCAUAUCGCCGUGGUAAAUCUUGGUUCGCAAAUGUAUUGCACGGUCGUCAUGACGGUUUUGAUUUAGGAGCAAAAGUCGAAGGGUGCACACGGGGGAUAUACAUGUGGUCUCCUCCUUUCACAUUGAAAAGUAAACAAUCCGAUGGCAGCACGAUUCAAAAACGUGUAAUUGUUCUCGAUUCCGAAGGAAUCGAUGACCCAAAACAAGACCAAAAUUGGGCGACAAAACUAUUCAUUUUAUGUUUAGCUUCUUCGUCAACUUUCAUUUAUAAUAUCAAUGGUAUCGUCGGCAGGGAUGAUAUCGGCAAAUUGUACCUUAUGACCGAUUUAAGUAAAUUCAUUCAAGAACCCGAAGAUGGUGACUUUUUACCCAGAUUAGUUAUCUUACUUCGUGAUUUCACUCUGGAAAAUCCAGAUAGCUUCAAGGAUUAUUUUCUGGAAAAAUUACAAAAUGUCAAUCCUGAAGCUGCUACGGGCAUUGGUAAAUUCUUUUAUGACUUUAAUGUUUAUGGAUUACCACAUCCCGGUUGUAAAAGAAAAAUGUUACAACAUUUGGAAGAUGCUGAAACCGAUGAACUUGAUGAGGAAUUUGUUGAUGAAGUAGAGAACACCGUAAAAGAAAUCUAUUCUCAAUUACCCUUAAAAUACAUAGGUUCAUCCACCAUGAAAGGAACGGCAUUUGUAAAGUUCUUGCAAGAUAUCGUGGAGCGUAUGAACAGUUCAGAAACUUCUUCACUUCUCUCGAUUCCCUCCGAAUAUGAAUCAAUUAUACAAUAUGUUGCACAAGAAGCAAUAAAAGAAGCUACAAUUUUAUAUCAAGAAAGAAUGAAUGUUCUGAAUGAAGAAGGAAAACUCCCAAUGAUAUGGGAAGAUUUUAAUGAGAUUCAUGAAGAUAGUAUUUCAGAGGUCAACCAAUUGUUCUUUGAUAAAGUCAUUGGAAGUCCUACACAGAUGGAAGGUUUUAUUGAACGAUUAAAUGAAGAUAUAAAUAAAUGUAAAGAAAUAUUUCUGAAAAAAAAUUCCGAAGAAUUAACGAAUCGUAAUGAACAUAUUGCAAAAAUUUUAUGGGAAAAAUAUGUAAAGUCUGGAUUAAAUCUAGAAAAUUUAUUUGAGAGUACCGAAAUAUUUCAAGAAGCAUUGAACACGUUUGAAUUAUCUUUUGAGAAAGCUAUGAUGAAGUCUCCAGAAGCCGCCAAAGUAAUUGCGUCAUACAUGCAAGAUCAUUAUCCGACCGCAAUUGAUUAUAUGACGCAAUUGGGAAAGAUGAACGCGGAAUUAGCUAAAGCGAUGAUCGCUAAAGAAGAAGCCGAGAGAUUACGUUUAGAAUCAAUAGCACGUGAAGAACAAUUCCGUAUGGAAAUUGAAGGACAGAAACGUGAACGUGAAGAAACCGAAAGGCUGUUUAAGAUUAAAAUGAUGGAAUUAGAAACAAAUAUCGAAGAACAGCAAAGAUCCCACGAAGAAAUGAAAUAUCGACUUAUUGAAGAAAGGGAACGCGUUGUUGAAAAAUAUAAUCAGAAAAUGGAAGAAAUGCAAGAAACUAUGCUUGAACAACAAAGAUUGAACGAAGAAACUAAUAAAAAUUUACUUGAUGAACAACAAAGAAACUUUGAACAAAUACAAAGAUCUGCUGAAGAAGAAAAUCGUAGAUUAAUCGAAGAAUUGAGCAGGAAAUUAAACGAAGAAAAGGAAAAAGCUGUAGAAAAUCAAAAUCGAUUUUACCAAGAGCAACUCGCUCAGCAAAUCAAAGCUUCUAAAGAACAAACUGAAGCAAUUUUAGAAACGAUGCGAAGAGAAAAUAAUGACUUAAGACAAAGAAUUAAUGACAGUAAUUCCGGUGGUGGUUGUUUAAUUUCGUAG